Selaginella moellendorffii is the source of this 960-nucleotide messenger RNA. Its product is annotated as stromal cell-derived factor 2-like protein. Lineage: Eukaryota; Viridiplantae; Streptophyta; Lycopodiopsida; Selaginellales; Selaginellaceae. The transcript is spliced from 7 exons. The record is from RefSeq and is a predicted model, not a curated record. Bases 191 to 835 code for a protein of 214 amino acids.
GCCCUAAGUAUAAGGUUGUGGCGCAGCGCUGGCGUCUACACUGCGGCAGUCGAAGCGCGCCGGCCAAGGGGGAGGAGCUGCUGCUGCUGCUGCUGCCGCUCCUGCCGCUGCCGAGGUGGUGAGGCGCCGCCCAAAUCUCCCAGCAGCUGCUCGCAAACGCGGCCGCCUUGUGGCGUGGGCGUGCGUGGCCAUGGGAGCUGCCUGGUUGUCGGCCUUGCUCGCCUUUCUGUGGCUCACCAGCGACGCCCGCUCGGAUGUGGAUACCGGUGCCCCGCCAAGCAGCCAACUAGUGACGUACGGCAGUGUGAUCAAGCUGCAGCAUGCGAGCACCAAGUUCAGGCUGCACUCACACGAGGUUCCCUAUGGUUCUGGGAGUGGCCAGCAGUCUGUCACUGCCUUUUCCCACGUCAACGAUGGUAAUAGCUACUGGAUUGUCAAGCCCGGGCCCCAAAGUGAAGCCCAGCAAGGAGACGGCGUUGCUGAGGGGUCCAUUGUGCGCCUUCAGCACAUGAGAACGAGAAGAUGGCUCCACAGCCAUCUGCAUCAGUCGCCCCUCACUGGGAACCUCGAGGUGAGCGCAUUCGGCAGUCCAGAUGUGAGUGACACGGGAGAUACCUGGAGAUUGGAGAUUGAGGGCAAGGAAAAGACCUGGACCAAAGAUCUCAAGGUCCGGUUGUAUCACAUGGACACGGGUGGCUACCUUCACAGUAGCCAUGACAACAAGUACACCAGAAUAGUUGCGGGACAGUUGGAGGUGUGUGGUGUCCAAAAGAAGAGCGCUGACAACGUCUGGCUGGCUGCGGAAGGAAUUUAUCUCCCCAGGCGAACAAAGUGACCGUCACUCGGGCUUAUACAUACAUUCACGAGGAGCGGGAGGGGGUGGUGCACGCAGUGACGCUGGUGAUGGUGAUUUUAUCGGCCACCACCGCCUCGUCAUCGUCGUUUCGAUGCCAGGACCAG